This is a messenger RNA of Recurvomyces mirabilis, 1629 nucleotides long. RefSeq lists its product as uncharacterized. Bases 1 to 1629 code for a protein of 542 amino acids. Gene Ontology annotation, cellular component: membrane. Gene Ontology annotation, biological process: transmembrane transport. Lineage: Eukaryota; Fungi; Ascomycota; Dothideomycetes; Mycosphaerellales; Teratosphaeriaceae. The record is from RefSeq and is a predicted model, not a curated record. Gene Ontology annotation, molecular function: transmembrane transporter activity. The transcript has 6 exons.
AUGGACGACAAUCCCGCUCGACGCACGUCCGCCACCAAUGACAGGAAGGCCUCCAUUGGCGAACAUGCUGCGGAUGCAGACCUGGCUAAACUGGGGUACAAAGGUGAACUCCCUCGAAGCCUGAGCAUGCUGAGUGUUCUUGGCCUGUCCUUUGCCAUUAUGGCCGUACCUUAUGGGACCAGUACGACUAUGUAUAUCUCCUUAACCAAUGGGCAGAGCGUCACGAUAUUAUGGGGCUGGGUCCUGGUUUCAUUGAUCUCGUUGAGUAUCGCCGCUUCGUUAGCAGAGAUUUGUGCUGUGUUUCCGACUGCUGGUGGUGUAUAUUACUGGUCUGCUAUGAUGGCUACGAAGGAUUGGGCGAAGAUUGCUAGCUGGAUCACGGGCUGGAUGAAUCUGGUCGGCAACUGGACAGUAACACUCAGCAUCAACUUCGGAGGCGCUCAAUUACUUCUGAGCGCCAUCAGCUUAUGGCGAGAAGACUGGGCAGCCAACGCAUGGCAGACCGUUCUCUGCUUCUGGGCAAUCAUGUUGAUCUGCUUCCUCGUCAAUGCCUAUGGUGCCAAAUAUCUCGAUCUCAUCAACAAAGUGUGCAUAUACUGGACUGCCGCAAGUGUUGUCAUUAUCUUGAUCACGCUCCUGAGCAUGGCUCGCGGAGGCAGACGGAGCGCGGAGUUCGUCUUCGCUCAUUAUGACUCCAGCCUGUCCGGAUGGCCCGCCGGCUUCUCAUUCUUCGUCGGCCUGCUUCAGGCUGCGUAUACAUUGACAGGCUAUGGCCUCGUGGCUGCCAUGUGCGAAGAAGUCCAGAACCCAGCCCGCGAAGUCCCAAAAGCCAUGGUCCUCUCCGUUGCGGCCGCAGGCAUUACAGGUGUCAUCUACCUCUUACCUAUUCUAUUCGUGCUCCCGGAAGUAUCUUACCUCCUUGCUGCGGCAAAUGGUCAGCCGAUCGGUCUCGUCUUCAAGCAGGCAACCGGAUCUGCUGCUGGAGGAUUCGGCUUAUUGUUCCUUAUUCUUGGUAUCAUGUUCUUCGCCGGCAUUGGCGCCUUGACCGCUUCGAGCCGCUGCACGUACGCCUUCGCUCGCGAUGGUGGUGUCCCAGGCUCGCGCUGGUUCGGGACGACAAAUAAACAGCUUGGCAUUCCAUUCUGGGGUCUAGUGCUCUCAACUGUGGUUUGCAGCUUACUCGGCCUCAUCUACUUCGGCAGCACGGCUGCAUUCGGCUCUUUCACAGGCGUUGCAACUAUCUGCUUAUCCUGCGGCUACGGUCUUCCCAUUCUGGUCAGUGUUCUACGAGGCCGCAGAUUAGUGAAACAUUCGACCUAUUCGCUUGGGAGAUUUGGCUUCAUUAUCAAUGGGAUCUGCUUAGUCUGGAUCGCUCUGGCUAUUGUGUUAUUCUGCAUGCCUGUGGCGAUACCUGUGACUCCAUCGUCGAUGAAUUAUGCAAGUGUCGUGUUCGCUGGCUUCGCCGCGAUCUCCUUUGGGUGGUACUUCAUCGGCGGACGAAAGCAUUUCACGGGGCCGCCGGUCGUCCAGGACGCUGAUCCAACUAUCAGAGGACAAGCAGUUGUUGCGGACGAUGAGAAGCAGAUUGGUCGUGAGACAUCACAUACGGAUGUCGAGACGAAGAUGUAA